AACGACUUCCAGCUUCCGAGGACGAGUACAUACUAGAGAAUUACAAAUUCAUUUCCCCACAUAUGAUGAUGAAAUUACUCUGAAAAAACGUUGUAUGUCGUAGUUUUUUUUUAUCCCACGAUCUCUAAGCCGAGAAAUAUCUGACGGUUUUAAAACCAGAUCAAGGUGGACCAUUGUAAUGGAUCCUGAUAUCAUCCACGAUACAUCUGCUCCUGGUGAGGAUGCCAAUGCUGAUGAGCCAGAGGUGGAGUUAAAUAACAUUGCCACACUUGAAAAGACAUCAUAUAGUGGAGAUAUUCUGCAAGAGCUUGAAAAUGCAGGGGAGGUUCUAACUAGAGCUGAACUAGAUUUAGCAUGUUUAUCUGAGAAGUUGCUUAAUUUGAAUAUACUUAUGAUGCACGUGGCAACUAAAGAAAGUGACUUUGAGGCCUUUGUAAUGGACAAAGAGCAUAUUUAUAGUGACUCUGCUGAGAAGGCACUGGAAUUUGAUCUUUUAUCUGGAAUUCUGGAUUCAGAGGUGGAAGAACUAGAUGACUUCAUGUCUACUCUUCAAACUGAUGUUGUCACUUCUCGUGAGGUUAUAUCUUCAUUUGAGCACCUGGGAGAAGUUGUAGAAGAGAAGUUGCAUGAUUCAGAAGAAUCGUUGAAGCAGUCACUGGAGCAGUUAUCAGAAUUAAAGUUGCAAUCUGCAAACUUCCAGAAGAUCUUGUCGACUUUUGAUGCAGAUGAAAAUAGGAAAGAUGAUGGUGUGGAGUUUCAAGAAAAUGAUGAAUUUUCAAACCUCAAUGUAAAGAUAAAAAUGCAAACUGCUGAACAACAGAGGCAUAUUCUUAGGAUGCUUGAGAAAUCUUUGGCAAGAGAACUGGAUUUUGAGAAGAAAGUAACUGAAUCAAGACAAAUUGAAGAAGACUUGAGACUAAGGUUGCAUUCUUCAGAACAAGAAGUUUUCUUCCUUGAAGAAGAAGCUGCUGUCAUUUGCACAAGGUUGUUUGAAGCAGACAAUGCUGCUGGCGUCCUAAUGGGAAUUUCAAAAGAACUAUUGGGUCGACUUCAGAUCCUACAGUUUAAUCUUAAUAGUUCAAAUCAGCGAGAAGGAGAAUUGAGAUCUAAGCUACAAGAUAUCUCUGAACAGUUAAAAGCCAAAGACAGUACUUUGCAGAAGCUUGAGAGUAGUGGUGAAAAGCUUAUCAAUGAUUUGGCAAUUGUAGCUGAGGAUCUGAAAGAGAGAAUUUCUAAAGCAGAAAGCAGGGCGGAGAAUGCCGAAGCUAAAUGUAAACUGCUGGCAGAGACUAAUAUGGAGCUCAAUGAAGAGUCAAAUCUUCUUAAGAGUACCUCUGACAAAGUGGAUUCACUUGAGAGGCAGCUCAGGGAGUCAGAUAUUCAGCUACAACAUGCGGUGGCAUCUGCGGAAGCAAGUCAGGAGAAGCAAAUCAUGUUGUAUUCUACGAUUGAGGAUAUGGAGAAUUUAAUUGAAGGUCUGAAGUCAAAGGUUUCAAAAGCUGAAAGUCGGGCUGAUAGUGCAGAAGAUAAGUGUAUUAUAUUAUCUGAGGCUAAUUCAGACCUCAAUGAGGAACUUGGUUUCCUUAGGGGCAGAAUGGAAUGCUUGGAGGCAUCUUUGCAUCAAGCUGAGGAAACCAAAAAGGAAACUGCAAAAGACAUUCGCAUUCGAACUAAGUUGAUAACAGAUCUGGUCAUGCAACUGACCCUUGAAAGAGAACGCCUUCACAAGCAGAUACAUUCAUUAAGAAAGGAGAAUAAGACCUUGGUAAAGUGCUUACAGAAAACAAACAAGGACCCCUCUGGUACUAGGAGCCAUGACAGUAGAGGAAAUAGCAAAGCAUUAUGGCUUUCCAAGCAUGAUUUUACCUCUGUAAUUUGCAUGGAAGAAAGAAAAGAAGCAACCGAGUUUUCAGCUACCAGUUUUGAGGAGGAAAAAACCCCAGUAAAUGUUUCUGUACGCGAGACUGAAAUGGGGGUUGCUGAUUCUUCAUCAAAGCUCGAGAUUGUGCGGAAUAUAGAUGCAUGGCAGCUGAAUUUUAAGCUUGUUUUUAUUACAGUGCUUAUGUUAUUGGUUUCAGUCGUGGCCUUAUUUUUGUUUCAACAUCCUACCUACGGAUUUUGACUGUAGUGUUGGAUCUCAGCUUCCGACCAUAGGAGUUUUUGUUUACCACUUAUAUAGAACUGUGAAUGGGACGAUACUGUCUUGACUUUCAUGUUGAUUAGUGAAAAUCUUAGAGUUUCUUCCCCCGUGUUUUCCUCUCUUUUGGUUGAGUUGUUGGACCUUACAAAAG
Messenger RNA from Ilex paraguariensis (yerba mate), 2291 nucleotides. The record is from the annotation of a GenBank genome assembly. NCBI's taxonomy places the organism in Eukaryota, Viridiplantae, Streptophyta, Magnoliopsida, Aquifoliales, Aquifoliaceae.